Messenger RNA from Ruditapes philippinarum (Manila clam), 1857 nucleotides. RefSeq names its product complement C1q tumor necrosis factor-related protein 2-like. The coding region runs from base 63 to 806 and encodes 247 amino acids. NCBI's taxonomy places the organism in Eukaryota, Metazoa, Mollusca, Bivalvia, Venerida, Veneridae. The record is from RefSeq and is a predicted model, not a curated record. The transcript is spliced from 2 exons. Gene Ontology annotation, molecular function: protein binding.
UCCCUCAUACUAGGCUCUUUUUUAAGCAUUGGAAACUAUAUUUGUGUCACAUUGAAAUAAAAAUGAGAAUUUCAUUUUGUAAAAUUUUCUUUUUGAGUUACCUACUUACAUGUGCAAAGUCAGAGGAACCGCACUGUUCAAAAUAUGAUUUCGAAGAGAAAGUUUUAGAGAAAAUGGUUCGCAUGGAAUUUCAAAUGGAGAGAAUGAAAUCUGAAAUGGAACAAACAGUGAAAAGUGUUGACCGGAAACUGAAUGAAAUGGUUGAAAAACAGGAGAAACAUACAUUAAGCAUUAAAACAACACAGGAAAAGUUUGAUGAGACAAUCGAAGCACUACAAAACAAAACGUCAGAGAUCAUUGAUACAAAAUUAAAAGAACUGCAAAUUUUAAAAGAUCAGAUUGUGACACCAACUGUGGUAUUCAAGGCAAGACUAAAUGCUAACACUGCCGCUCCUGCAGGUCAAGUUAUAGUGUUUCCUACAGUACUCUUCAAUGAAGGAGAUGCCUACAGCAAUGACACAGGGGAAUUUACGGCCACAACAAACGGAACAUAUCUUUUUACUAUAGCAUUAUGUGUGCAGGCGAACAAAUAUUUGUACGUGGGUAUAAUGGUUGAUGGUGUAGCAUACACCAGGACAAACAUUUAUGGUGACGCAAAUUACGGCUGUCAUACAGCUGACACUAUCGCUGUGUUAAAAGCAGGACAGAGCGUGUGGGUUCAGUCGUCUGUUAGUUCCUCUGGUAAUAUACUCCAACAUUCUUCAUCCUACUGGAACACUUUUUCCGGAGUUUUACUCCAUAAAUAAAUACAAUAUUUACUGCAUAUGAUUUCGCACGAGUUGUUUUAUAAUUAUUAAAUAAUAUCAAACAUGUUGAUGAAAAAUAAUUCUGUGUAAAGCUAUUAAACCUUUUUUAUUCAUGACCUAGUUUAAAGAUAUUUGAUAUUACUUACUUGGUAUAAUUAUGUAAACACAAUGUCACAAUGUUUCAUUACCGAGUUAUCUAACUAAUGGUAAAUAAAGGAUCAGGUUAAUUAAUAUCAUUGUACUCAACAUGAAGAUAUAUUUGGACGAGUUUUCAUGUAGCCAGAUAAACUAUGAACACACAACGGUUCCAAACCAGAACUUAAAUGAAAACAGUAUAUGCAACUCGGAUUUUAUUUGCAAGUGAAUAUUUCCAUGAAAAGUAUCGAUUCGGACACAAAAGCAAAUACUUUUUGUUUUCUAUGUUUGUUUUUUAAUAAAGAUAAAGGUCAUAUUUAGUAUAUAAUAUUUUGUUUUAUAUAUUGUUUUUUAACAAAGAUAAAGGUCAUAUUUAGGUUUAUUUCAUUUUGUUUUAUAUGCAUGUUUUUUAACAAAGAUAAAGGUCAUAUUUAGUAUACAUCAUUUUGUGUUAUAUGUUUGUUUUUUAACAAAGAUUAAGGUCGUAUUUACUAUGUAACAGUUUGUUUCAAAUGUUUUUUAUUAAAGAUAAAGUUCAUAUUUUAUGAUACUUUCUUUUUUCGUUAUUAAAUUAGAAUAACGUCGCAUUAAACAAUCUCUUUUGAUUACUGUAUGAUUUAUAAUGUAAAAAUUAUUAUUUACUAUUCUUUUUUUCUAUGUUUUUGUUCACACUGUACUUUGGAUUUGUAUGGGGUAUAAACAUUGUUUUAACAUAACAAGUAAAUCAAGGGAAGGAGAAAAUACACAUGAAACAUCAGGAUGGUUUAUAACUGAUUUAUUCUAGGAUCUACCUGUUUCGGUCGUUCAAGACCUUCAUUAACAUGUUUAAUGCUGAAUAAAACUUUGUAUUUUUAUUCAUAUAUUUAGUUUCAUAUAUAUGUUGUUUGCAAAAAUAAAGGCCAUAUUUAGUUUAUAA